This is a messenger RNA of Wasmannia auropunctata (little fire ant), 332 nucleotides long. RefSeq lists its product as uncharacterized. The record is from RefSeq and is a predicted model, not a curated record. Lineage: Eukaryota; Metazoa; Arthropoda; Insecta; Hymenoptera; Formicidae. The annotation marks the transcript as partial. The transcript has a single exon.
GCGACGUGGUGUCUGCCAUGGAGGUGCUGGUCUGCGAGGACAAUCUGCAGCCCAAGUCGGCGUUUUCGCCGCUGGCGGGCGCCCUGGCAUCGGCCGCCGUGGCGUCCGCCGCGUCCGUCUCGGCGGCGGCUUACGCGAGCCGCGCUGCGUAUUGCACCACCCCGAUACCGUCGACGCGGCACCGGUUCCUGGCCGCGCCUUACACCGGUACCGGUUACCUGCCCACUGUCAUCAAACCGCCCAACCAGAGUCUGCAUGCCAAUGGUACUGGCGACGCCUAUCGGGAGACCAGUCCCGAUGAUGCCAGCGAUAAGACCAGUUACUCCGAGUGA